AUGCCCUUGGCAUGCCUCUGUGGCACACUUGGUGCCCAUCACUCAGGGUUGCUGAUCGCACUCCUGGUUCUGGCCUUCAGCAGCAGCUCAACACAGCUAACGCGUGCGGCCGUGUUGAACAACUACGAUGCGCCUCUGUACCUGUCUUGCCCGGGAAAUCAAGGAAUCGUCAGCGUGGCUUCGUGGCACAGCAACCACGCUGAGGAUCGCGUAUGGUCGUUCGGUUGUGCCAAGGUCGGGUAUUCUUUGUCCGGCUACACGUGGACGGGCUACUUGAACAAUUUGGAUGGACCCCUGAGCUACUCCUGUGGUGGCAACCGGGUGAUAACUGGCAUCAAAUCGUACCAUGACGACGGGACGGAGGACCGAGUAUGGGCGGUUCAAUGCGGUGACCUCAAUGGAGCCACACUCACCAACUGCGCCUUUGGACCCCAAGCCAACGGAUACGACGCUCCCAUCGAUGUGAAGGCUGGCGACUACUCCGUCAUCACAGGCAUUCAGAGCACACACGACAAUGGCGCAGGUAAGGUACCAGUCACGACCUGA
Molecule: messenger RNA, 546 nt
Organism: Salpingoeca rosetta
Lineage: Eukaryota; Choanoflagellata; Craspedida; Salpingoecidae
Exons: 5
Coding region: 1-546 (181 amino acids)
Source: RefSeq, a predicted model, not a curated record